AUUGUAGAGUUGCAAGUGGGAAGGUUUGAAGACGAUACACAGAGUGCGUGUUUACAUUCUCAUCGUAAAUAUUUCGUUAAAAUCAUAGACAACAACCGAUUCACCCGUUUCUGUAACUACAAUGGAUGCUAAAGAGGACACCAGCUCUGGAAGUGUAAAUGCACAACACGAUACAUCGGACAGUGGCAUCACCACCAUCAUCGCUGUUGAAAACUUGAGUGAAGCCCUGAACAAUGCUGAGAUCAUCGAAUCAUUCAGCUUCUGGGAUGAAGGUAGUAGCCCACCACCGAGUAACCUAGUUCCUAUGGUCACAAUGGAUGAAAGUUCGUCCUCUAGCAAUGAUAUGGAACCGAUGGAAUUAGAUGUGUUGGAACGUGACUUGCUGGUAGAUGCUAAAGAGUCAGAGCUAACAAAUCGUUUUCUGAAUGGGGAAUUGACAUUUAGUCAGUACGCGAGUUUGAUGGGCGGCGAUGAGGACGACGAUGGUGACGACGACGAUGUUAUUGAUGGUUACAGUACUGUACAAGACCGCCCAGACGAAUCAAUCCAGCCUAAACCUUCAAGUGCAGCAGUUAAAGAAUUUGAAGAACUAGCAGCUGGACCGUCACAGAGGCAGAGGAAAUCAACUACGGAAAAGACCAAACGUGUCAGACGGCACCUACCUCCCGCCCUGAAGGGAUUGAUGGGUGAGGCAAACUUAAGGUAUGCUCGAGGCGAUCACGAGAUGGCCAUUAAAAUGUGCCUUGAGAUAAUAAGGCAGGUGCCGACAGCCCCCGAGCCUUUCCACACGCUCGCGGUGUUGUAUGAGGAGAAGGGCUACCCGGAGAAAUCCUUACAGUUUGCACUGAUUGCGGCCCACCUGAACCCAAACGAUGUAGACCAAUGGGUACGCCUAGCUGAAAUCUCUGAAGAGCAGGGCAACCUGAGGCAAGCGGCAACCUGCUACUCCAAGGCCAUUGCAGCUGAUUCGGCCAAUACGGAAGAGCACAUGGUCAGUAUAUACAUGAAACGCUGGGAGCUCCUGGACAAGGUGGGUGAAACGAAGGCUGGGCUCAGGGGCCUCAUCAGGCUGAUGACACUCCUCCGUCAUGACCAGGGUCUGGUCCUGUUCCACAUAGCGAAGAUUGUGGCCACAAAGUACCACGAGCGCAAUGAACUGGUCCGUGCGAAGGAAGUUAUGGACAUCGCAUUUUCCAAAAGUCCUCAGUCUGUCACUACAGAAGAUGUCAAUUUGAUGUUGGAACUUCUCUUGAGCCUGAAACACUACCAGGAAUGCAUCAACAUCCUCGUUCAGUAUUGUGGAGUGGAAGUGGAAGCAAUAUCUGAGAAUCAGGCGUCUGGCCAAGAACCAGUUUUGAAGAUAAUUUCGUGCAAUAUCCCGGAGACACUGGUGAUUGACCUCAAAGUUAAAGUUAUAGUCGUACUAAUCCAUAUGAAAACGUUUCACCUGAUUGACGAGUUGCUGAACUUGCUCCUGAAUGGGCAAAGCCCAGAGCAGUCGGGCGACCUGUACCUUGACGUAGCGGAGGCCCUGAUGUCGGAAGGCGAGCACCGUGAAGCUCUGCGUCUAUUAGAACCUCUUACAGAGACAGAAAACUACAGCCUGCCUGCGGUGUGGCUGCGGCAUGCAGAGUGCUUAAAGCAGUGCGGCCGAACCGAGGAGGCAAUUGCUGCGUACAAGCAGGUGGUCACACAGGCGCCUCAGCACCUGGACGCGCGGCUGACACUUUCGGACCUUCUGAAAGCCGUGGGCCGUGAGGAGGAGGCACUCGUGGUUCUCACACAGGAUGAAGAGUCGGAAGUACUGGAACCAGGACUGCUGUAUGAGCGGUGCUUGCUUCUGAAAGAUGCUGAGGGUAAAACCGAAGAAUUCCUGGCUGUAGGUCAGCUUUUGCUGUCCAGGCACUGGACGCGGAUCAGGAACCGUGAGGAAAUGUACGCACUCACCCGAAUGAGGAGGUUUACAAAGAAACGCGACGCGCUCAGGGAAAUACGUGCCAGCCGUGGAGAGCCAUCCCAUGACCCUGACGCUCCGGACUUCCAUUCUGGCAAAGGAGAACCGUCGGUACAAGAAGAGUGGGCACUCUUCAAAGAAAUGUGCAACACGUGUAUGCAACUUGAGCGGUUCAAUCUCCUGCAGAGACUGACAUUUUCGGCGCUGGGCUCAAAGAAGUUGACAUCCAAUCCAGAAAUGUUACGGGAGCUCGAGUUCAUGUGCCUGUUGGCGUGCUUCUACAAUGCCGACGCAUACUACGGCUACAAUUUGGCGAGAGAUAAUGUGUUGAAAGACUCCUCCAAACCCAGGAUUUGGAAUUUGUUCAACUUGGUCAUCCAGCGUGCUGAUGACGUGCGUCACAAUAGGUUCCUCAUGAGGCUUCUUGCGAGGCAACCCAACCACGAGGCCCUCACCCUCUUGCACGCCAACAACUGCCUCGUGGCGGGGACGUACAAGUACGCCCUGAGUGAGUACACCACAGCUUACCGUGCCAGGCCGUCAGCAAUGACUGCGUUCCUUGUCGGAGUGACACUUAUUCAGGUCGCGUGUCAAAAGUUUUCGGCAAAAAAACAUGCACUUGUCGUCCAGGGGCUGUCAUUUAUGAGUCUGUACAGGAAAUACCGUGGUCAGGAGGGUUUCCAAGAAGUGUCCUACAAUUUAGGUCGAGCUUUCCACCAGUUGGGCCUGUUACCUGCUGCUAUAUUUAACUACCGUAAUGCGCUGGAGUGUAAUGUCUCACCAUUAAUUGAGCAGUCGCCGAAACGAUUGAACCUUCAAAGAGAGGCGGCAUUCAAUUUGUAUUUAAUUUACCACAGUUCAGGUUCCAGUGACAUUGCAAGGAGCUACCUUGAAAAGUAUAUUGUUGUCUAAUACUAAGGAUUAUCUUUAAAAUAUUUACAUUCAUAGUAUGUAAUCGAAUAUAGAGAAAAAUGAAAAUGAUGGGAGCUGCAGCAGCUUGCAAGUUUACUAUAAACUGGCUGAGUACCCAUUGUUGCCCGGGUAUGUAUUCUAGUCCUGUACGUCCAUUUCCUCCUUCCCUCUCUGUCCAUCUCCUCAUCUCCUCUCUCUGUGUCCAUCUCCUCUCCCCUCUCUCUGUCCAUCUCAUCCUCUUUCCCUUCUUUACCCAUUUCCUACUCUCCUCUAUUUGUACACCUUCUCCUUAUCCUCCUCCCUAUAUCUGGGUCCUUCUCCUUUGGAUACUCUCUGCAAAAUUUGUAGUAUUGAGGAUGUAAUAAAUUAAAAUGUCAUGCAUGACGCAGCAUUUUUUCAUGCAUCUUAGUGUUAAUGAUGUCAUGUCUCUUGAAACAUGUGGUGGUCAGUGAUAUAAUUAUGUAUGUACAUUUAGCAAAAUAUGAGGAUAUCUCUGCAAUUAGGGAACUGGGGAAAGUUUGGAAAAAUCGGUAGCCUUGGGUCAAGGGAGACUCCUCAGACGAAAUGAGGAGCAGAGAGAGAUUGUUGCAAAUACCAUCAGAUGAGAUUUUAAAAUCUGAGACUCUAAGGGUAGAAGAUAUGGUAAUACUCAAAGACUGAGAUUACUGGUAAAACUUUAGGCAUGAGUAAAUAAGAGUGGAAAGCUAACUGUGCUGUAUGUGGUAGGGGUGGAGAAAAUAUAGACAGGUGGGAAACUAUAGGAUAUAGAAAACUAUGAGAGAGUUGUUCAUUGCCAGUAUACACCUUUUGCCUACGUCUAUUCGUCCCAGCCGUUAACUUGAUGUAGUCAUGCCAAUGUAAAUGGCCAAACAUUGUUUACAUGACAUGUUGGUUGUUUCACUGAUGGUUCUUCCUUUGAAAGUAUAUGUUUUGCCAAUUACAGAGCUGGUACAGGUGGUGGUAGGAGGGUGGAUAGGACAAAUCUUACAGUCACAGGGGUAGGAGUCACAGGGUAGGGAAAUGGGUGGAAAAGGUGUAGAGAGUCUGACAGUGAUAUUGCGGAGAUUGGGAAGGUGACAAAAAGCUAUUCUAAAUGUUGUGGGAAAAAGUGUCAGACAGAAUGGAAUUCAUUUCAGGCCGUGUUCUUAGGAAGUCCUAGCCUUGUUGAAGUAACUGAUUAAUGCAUUCCGGACCUGGAUAAUACUGAGAGACAGGAGGUGUAUGGCUAAGAUGUUUUUCGGAGGUAUCAGUAUUGGAUAUGGGAAAUGUGCUAAUGGACUAGGGCUGGUGAGGUAAUUAAGUCCAGUGAAGGCUGUGGUAAGAAUGGUUACGUAUUGCUUUAAAGAGUCCUGAACAAAUACAUUUGCAUCAGAUUCAAAGGUUCUGCGGAAAGGAGUAUCUGACACAGAAAGGAUGGUGACUGUCAAAAUGUAAGUAUAGUUGUUUGUUAGUAGACUUAAUAGAAACCGAACUGUGUAGCUGAUGCUCAGUGAGGAUCGGAUCAACAUCAAGGAAAGUGGCAUGGGAUUCCGGAUAGGACCAUGUGAUAUACUGGGAGAAUGUAUUUAUAGAUUCCAAGAAUUUUAACUGGCCGGCCUCAUGAGGAGACAAUAAGCCAAAGAUAUCACAGGCUGAAGGCUUAUGGAUCCCAGGAAAGCCUCUUCUAGCGAACCAUGAAAAGGGUGGCAUAUGAGGAGCCAUCCUGGUUCACAUGGCCAUGCUCAUGAGCUGUUUCUCUGUCUGCUUUGUCAGAGGUGAAGUAAAUGUUGGUAAGCAUAAAGUUCAUGAAAGUGAGCAGGAAGGAAGUCGUAGGUUUGGAAUCGGGUGGGCACUGUUUGAGGAAAGUUCAGCAAUGGGCAGACCAUGUACGUGGAUAAUGUUGGUAUCACCAUCCCACUUCCACUACACACCUUGCUUGUCACCAUUGGUGUCACCUCCCUCAAUACCGUCAUCAGCUUCAGCAGGUAUAUUAGAAAAGUGUAUAAUCAUAUUUGAAUCACCCUAUGCGAAAGAGCUUGAGUCCAUUAUUCAUAGUUUUGAUAACUGGGGGAAAAAAUAUCUGGACACUCUUAUAGGAAUACAAAGGUGAAGGAAAAAUUCACUAUUAUUUUUUAUUUACUCGAUCGGCAUUUACAAGGCGAAAUAUUAAAUUUGAACAUUACAGCAUUAAAAAUGAGACAUUCAGCUUUACCUAAUUACAUAAUACAAAAUACAAAGUUUUAUAUUAUAUGACUUAUUUUUUUUAGCCAUUCAAUGGCAUUGUCCGUGAGAUUAUGUAUAUCCUCCAGUUCACCAUUAAAACCAUGCACAGUACACUUGAUCAAGUGGGCCAUUGAUUGAUUGAGUCCACAUUCGCACUGAGGGUCGUUCGCGAGGCCCCAUGUUGUCAUCAUCUCCCUGCAUCUUCCGACACCCGUCCUCACACGGUUCAGCGUAGUCCACACUCUUCUGGGAAGCUUAAAGCCCUCUAUUUGUAUGCUUGGGUCAGUAACUAGUUUUUUGUUCUUUACUGCGCUUCUACUCCAUAAACUUUUCCAUUCAUUUUCUGGGUCGAAGGGAAACACCUCUUCACCUAUUUGCCAUAGAGGUGACCUCGAUCUCAGGCGGUUUUUUGGUGUCAGGUCCUGAUGUAUGGGUAGGUUUGGAUUUGCCAGUAUUUUGCUAUAUUCUCUUGACAGCAGCUGAUUUCUUCUGAUUUCAGGUGGUGCUAUGUUGGACAGUACGGGUAGCCAAUCUAUAGGGGUAGGUUUAAGUGCUCCCGAUAUUAUUCUCAUUGUUUCUUUAAGCUGGAUAUCGAUUUUUGAUACAUGCACACUUCUGGCCCAUACAGGUGCACAAUACUCGGCCACGCUGUAUACCAGUGCCAAGGCAGAAGUUCUCAAGGUAUUUGCAUCACAUCCCCAAGUGGUUCCGGUGAGUUUAGCUAGAAUGGCAUUUCUAGUUUUCAGUUUUUGUUUUGUGUCCUCUAGAUGGGCUCUGUACGUUAGGGAUCGGUCGAGCUUCACUCCAAGGUACCGAGGAUUGUCUUCAUGUCUAAUGGUCUGGUUAUUCAUGCAGAUGUUCAGCUUUCUCUUGGCUGCUCUGUUAUUGAGAUGCAUGUUUACACUUACUGUCUUGUCUGGAUUUGGUUGGAGAUGCCAUUUGGUGUAGUAUAGGUGCAGCAGGUUUAGGUCUUCGUUCAAUUUCCGCUCUAUUGUUUCAAAAUAUUUGCUUUGAUAAGCUAUUGCCAUAUCGUCCGCGUAUAUAAACUUACGGGACGCUGUUUCUGGGAUAUCCGCAGUGUACAAGUUAAACAAUAAGGGGGCCAGUACCGAGCCCUGUGGGAGUCCGUUGUUGAGCGCUACGCAUCUGCUGGUUCUGCCAUUAAGAGUAACUCUAAUUUUUCUUCCAGUUAGAAUGUUCUUCAUAAGAUUAUAGGUCUGGCUGCUCUGAGUUUUUUCCAUCAGUUUAUAAAGUAGGCCAUCCCUCCACACUGUAUCGUAUGCUGAGGUUAGAUCCAAAAGGACAACGUCAGUGUUCUUCUUAUCCUGAUAACCCUUUUCGAUAAAGGUUGUGAGGGCAAGGACUUGAUCACAACAAUUUCUUUUAGACCUAAAACCUGCUUGCUCCUUUGGCAGGGAGGGUUCUAUAUAUGGGGAGAGUCUGGUCAUCAGAAUUCUCUCAAAUAAUUUAUAUACAGUGCAUAAAAGAGAAAUUGGUCUAAAAUGUUUGGGGUUUUCUCCAGUCUUCCCUGGUUUCAGGACAGUGACUACCUUGGCUUCUUUCCAUGUAGAAGGUAGUUUGUUCUGCUUGAUGCACUGAGAGAAGAGUUUUGCUAGCCAGUUUCUUCCUGCUGGUCCUAGAUUUUUAAGGAAUUCUGGUAGGAUUCCAUCUACUCCUGCUGCUUUGCCAGCUUUCACUACUUUCAGUGCGUUAUUGAUCUCUUGAAACUCUACAUCUUUUAUCAGAUCUGUGUUCUCUUGUUUGUUCUUCAUUACCUCUUUUAUCAUAUGAUCGAAGUCCUUCUUUUCAGAUGUUCUUAGAUGGAUUUUCGAGGUUUGUUUUAUGUGCAGCGCUAUCUGGGUGGGUGUCAUUCUCGUCUGUGGUCUGUGUAGGGUUGUAGCUCCUCCUAAUCUUCUUAGCAGACUCCAGCUCUUGCGGCUAGAAUGGGUGAAAUCCAUGCUCUCCAUCGUUUCCAUCCACCUACACCUGCGUUCUUCGUUCAUUGUUUGAACUAGUUGUUCCGCGACCUCAUAGUUUUCUGUCUCCUGGUAUUCUUCCAAUAAUGAUUCACACUCUCACGUCCAGCACGGAGUGUAUUCUUUCCUCGCACCGCGUGGGAUGCUUUUCAGUGCAGAUUUAUAUAUCAGAGUAGUGAACCGCUCAUAGUUCUCUGGUAUAGGUGGAAUACGGUUCACUGUUCUCUCUGUAAGCGUCCGAAAUGUCUCCCAGUCAGCAUGUUUUAGAUUCCAUCUUGGGAUUGGAGGGCUUUGUAUGACAGGAAUUGACAGUCCCACUUCGACGAUCACAGGUCGGUGUUGGCUUCUAGGGAACUUUGGUAAUAACCCUUCUUUGCGCUUGGAGCACGUCUCCUGUUGCUCCCGUUGUAACGAAUGUAAGGUCAGGUGUUGUUUGUGAUCCCCAUGCUGCUGAUGAAAAGGUCGCUCGGUCUUUUGGAUCGUACAGGAAAUGGAGAUCUCUUCCUUCAGCCCAGUUACUCAGUCUUUCGCCUUCUGUAUUGCAUUCUGAAUAACUCCAUUUAGUGUGAUGCGAAUUGAAAUCGCCAGCAUACACAGGUGGGUGUUCGGCUUUUGGCAGUAUAUCCAGUGGCCAGAGUUCAGAUGGAGGUUUGUACACAUUGAAGAGAGUUAGGUCUUUCACUUUGAUUCCUAUGGCAUGUUCCGGUUGUUCUAGGUCUGUAUUCACAUUUCCUGUAAGAUUCUGUUGGACCAGGGCUGCUAGGCCAUGUUUGUCAUGUCCCUUAUAUUCAACCAAAGAAAAACCAGGGAUUUUAAGUGUCGAAAUCGUUUCCUUCGUCAGAUGUGUUUCUUGUAAAAACACUACAUUUACUCCUUCCCUUACUAAGAUUUUUUUCCAGGAUUUCUCCUUUCGUCUUCGUGUAUCCUUCUAUAUUGAGAUGGCAUAUACAUAAUCUCUUAAUGUCCCGCUUGUUCCCGCCGGGGCGGGCUCUCCUACUUCUCGUUCGCCUUUGCUUGGACCGGGAGGCACUCGUGCGUUCGGUCGCCGUUUUUGUGUAGAUUCUUCGCCGCUGAGUCAUGACGCAGCGUUGCCCAGGGUGCACCAUCGGGGAGGUGAUCUACACUUCGCACCAAAAAAAAAUAAAUAAAUAAAUAAAUAAA
Schistocerca gregaria is the source of this 8205-nucleotide messenger RNA. RefSeq names its product general transcription factor 3C polypeptide 3. The record is from RefSeq and is a predicted model, not a curated record. NCBI's taxonomy places the organism in Eukaryota, Metazoa, Arthropoda, Insecta, Orthoptera, Acrididae. The transcript has 3 exons. Gene Ontology annotation, cellular component: transcription factor TFIIIC complex. Gene Ontology annotation, molecular function: protein binding. The coding region runs from base 122 to 2866 and encodes 914 amino acids. Gene Ontology annotation, biological process: transcription by RNA polymerase III.